AUGAGUGGACAAGGUCCUGUGGCAGCCGAGGGACCGGCAGCAGCAGGCGCCAAGCAGGCCCGGCACGGCGCUUUCCUCUCCAACGCGCUCAAGGACCUCGUAGCCGACGUCGCCGAGCUCGACAGCCUCGUGGCCGACGCUGCAACCGCCGACGCACCUCGCACUCGACCGCACUUUGCCCCGUUCCUCGUCUCGCGCGACUCGCCGACAUGGCCUCGUGUCAAGACGGCCCUCACGUCCACCUUUUCGUCGAUCGCCGAGCCCGACCUGCAAUCCGUCGAGCCAGGACCGUCGGGCAUGGCCGCCGUCCUGUUCGUCCUCGAGAGCAUGGUCGACUGGGAGGCCGACCGCAACAGCGUCCGCCAGGCCAUCUACAGCCUCUCGACAGCUGUCACUACUGCGACCGAAUCGAUCCGCCUCGCCGCACACGCCUCAGCCGAGCGUCCUCAAGAGCAACCAGCAGCUCCCCCUCGACAAGCCGAGCGCCUCGCAGCGACGCCGUCGACCCGCGAGCCGUCCGUCACCGCGCCGCCCGAGCAGCGCAACGCGACGCCGGGCCCUUCGAACCUGUCGACGCCUCGAGCCGCCCACCCGUCCAAGCCCGCCGCCCCCGCAAGUGCACCCGUCGGCUCACGCACGCGCGACACGCCGCGCCCGCCCAUCCCGGACGCGACCGCGCCGCAAGCGGCCAUCUCGAGCCGCACCCGUGGCUCGCGUCGCGCGAGCGACAUCCCUGUCGUGCGUGCGUCGGCUGCCGACCGCGAGGUGUCGCCGCCGAGGAAGAGGCGUCGACGGAGCGCGGGAAGGUCGCCGGGCGAGCGCCCGGCCAAGGAGGACCAGGUCGAGGAGGAGCAGGCCCGGCUCGAGGAGGGAGCUGCGCAAGAGCGGGCCGAGGAGCAGGCUCCCGGUCGCGUCGAUCAAGUCACGCAGGAAAAUGCGCCUCGUCCGACGGGCUCAGCCGUCACCGUGCCCCUCGUCUCGGCCUUCCUCUGGCUCCCGCACCUCCUCCUCACCGACCCUGUCACCUCUGCGCCGCUCAUGGACGCCGACACGAGCGUGCUCGGCCCGCCAGCCGACCUGCCGACCGGCCUCGACCAAGAGCUCGUCUUUGCGCGCCCGCACCUCGACAACAAGCAGAUCGAGCUCAUCAACAAGGGCACGCGCAACGGCGUCUACACGCGGUCGCGCAACACGCUCACGCUCAAGCAGGACAUGAACCUGUGCGGCCUGUCGGACUCGCGCGCGCUCGCACCGGGCCAGCCCCUCGUCCUCGUCACGUCGCGGUCCAAGUGCGUCGCCGUGGUCGAGGCCGCCUCGCGGUUCCACGACGACAAGGACCGCGAGGGCAUCAACGUGCUCCUGCGCGAGGGCGAGGGGCGGUGGUGCUACAAAGGGUGGUACGUCGCCUGUCGCGCCGCGAGCGUCCUGAUCCCUCGCGGCCCGGGCGCCGCGAGCCGUCUCGAGUCGGUCCUGCGCGACAUCCUCGAGGGCCACUGCGAGCGGACCAACGCCCGGCACGGGCGGGCCAAGGACAUGCUCGCCGACUGGGGCUUCUCCGGCGGCGUGACGAGCAGCGCCGAGGUCAUGCAGCAACUCGAGGAGGACGGCGACGACGACCUCGUCAUGCACUACGUCGCCCUGCGGUGCGUCGAGUGGGACGCAGACUCGUUCGACGAGUGGUCGCGCCGCCGAGGUGGCCGGCGGCGGCGGUGAACGGGCUUCGUCGCCCUGUCGCUCGCCUUCUCACCGUUCGCGCUCGUUGUAGACGUCAUUGCAACAGCAUACACUUCGAGAGAGCUC
Molecule: messenger RNA, 1800 nt
Organism: Rhodotorula graminis WP1
Lineage: Eukaryota; Fungi; Basidiomycota; Microbotryomycetes; Sporidiobolales; Sporidiobolaceae
Exons: 4
Coding region: 1-1713 (570 amino acids)
Source: RefSeq, a predicted model, not a curated record